Molecule: messenger RNA, 873 nt
Organism: Maudiozyma saulgeensis
Lineage: Eukaryota; Fungi; Ascomycota; Saccharomycetes; Saccharomycetales; Saccharomycetaceae
Source: the annotation of a GenBank genome assembly
AUGGAAAAACUUCUACAUUGGUCUAUUGCCAAUUCACAAGGUGACAAGGAUGCCAUCGAAAAGGCUGGGAAGCCGGACCCUAAGCUAUUGGAACAAUUAUUUGGAGGUGGUGGUCAAGAUGACCCUACUCUGAUGGUCGAAAAUAUGAAACUAGUAACUAACCCAGAGGUGGAUUUGGAAAAUAAGUUGAUUGCGAUGGAUAACUUUGAAAUGUUAAUUGAAAAUUUGGACAAUGCAAACAAUAUUGAAAACCUGAAGCUUUGGGAAAGUAUAAUCAAAGUUUUAUCAUACGAAGAAGCAGAGUUACGUUCUAUUGCACUAUCUAUUGUUGGUACUGCUGUACAGAAUAACAGUCAAUCUCAGGACAACUUUCUGGGCCAUGAAGGUGGUCUUGCAAAAAUUAUUACUUUAGCUCAAGACAGGAAUGAACCAUUAAACGUGAGAACUAAAGCAUUUUAUGCAUUAUCUAACCUAGUGAGGAACCAUCCACAUAUGACCAAGGCUUUUAUUGAAUUAAAUGGUCUUGAUAUAAUAUCUCCAGUACUGAAAGAUGAGGCGGCUAAACCAAAGCUAAAGAUGAGAAGUUUCGCUUUAUUAACAGCAGUUUUAUCUUCCACAAAUAUAGAUGAGACUAUAGUAAAGGUACUAAGGAAAGAUGAUAUAAUACAAUCAUCGAUUGGUAAUAUAAACAAAGAUAAUGACAUAAAUAUUAUCGAUAGAGUAUUGGCAUUUUUAUCUCAACUAAUAACUGCGAGAGUAACAUUCACCCCAGAGGAACUGGAAAAUUUAAGCACCGCCUACGGUGAUAUCGAAUCUUUAAAGGACAGAUUGAACGAGGAUGAUUACCAAACAGUCAAGUAUGUAUUAAAUUAA